UCGAAUAGAUCGUCAUGAGUUUAGCUGGUAAAGUUGUGAUUGUAACCGGCGCAAGUUCGGGCAUCGGUGCUGCGACGGCGGAGGCUUUUGCCAAACAGGGUUCCAAAGUGGUGCUCGUAGGACGAAAUGAAGCAAAUCUCAAGGCUACUGAAGCGGCCUGUAAAGCUGCCAACAGCAAAGCCGAGCUGUUCUCCAUCAUUGCUGAUGUCACAGUUGAUGCGGAGCGCAUAGUAAACUCGACAAUUGACAAGUUCGGACAGCUGGAUGUGUUGGUGAAUAAUGCCGGUGUGGAUGGAAAGGGUUCAAUACUGGAUGUUGGCGUCGAACAAUUUGAUAGAAUUUUCAAUACAAAUGUGCGUGCCGUCUUCCUUUUAACUAAAUAUGCCGCACCACAUCUCGUGAAGACCCAAGGAAAUAUUGUGAAUAUUUCCAGCGUUACAGGAUUGCGCUCAUUUGCAAAUGGCUCGGUCUAUUGCACUUCCAAAGCUGCCGUGGAUCAAUUCACCAGAUGUAUCGCCUUGGACUUGGCACCAAUGAAUGUGCGUGUCAACGCAGUCAAUCCCGGCGUUGUUAUUACAGAUAUUCAUAAACGUUUGGGCAUGUCGGAGGAGCAAUAUGCUAAAUUUUUGGAACAUUCGAAGUCCACACAUGCGCUGGGCCGCGUCGGCGAUGCAAAGGAAGUGGCCGAUGCCAUUAUUUUCUUAGCCAGUGACAGUUCGAGCUUUAUAACGGGCGCAAAUCUGCCGAUCGAUGGCGGUAGACAAUUAAUGUGUCCACGAUGAUUGACAAUUGAAAUGUUAUUUAUGAAAAAAUAGUAAUAAUAAAUUAA
This is a messenger RNA of Bactrocera tryoni, 829 nucleotides long. RefSeq lists its product as uncharacterized. Bases 15 to 782 code for a protein of 255 amino acids. The transcript has a single exon. Gene Ontology annotation, molecular function: oxidoreductase activity. The record is from RefSeq and is a predicted model, not a curated record. NCBI's taxonomy places the organism in Eukaryota, Metazoa, Arthropoda, Insecta, Diptera, Tephritidae.